Messenger RNA from Leptopilina heterotoma, 2576 nucleotides. Its product is annotated as putative ankyrin repeat protein RF_0381. Gene Ontology annotation, molecular function: protein binding. NCBI's taxonomy places the organism in Eukaryota, Metazoa, Arthropoda, Insecta, Hymenoptera, Figitidae. The coding region runs from base 347 to 2485 and encodes 712 amino acids. The transcript is spliced from 4 exons. The record is from RefSeq and is a predicted model, not a curated record.
GCUUUCGAAAAAUGGCAGAAGAGUUCCUCGCCUUGUAGAAUUUUUAACUCAAGACACUCAAGAGAUUAAAAUUCAGACAAUUUUAUUUAUACACAAAAAAAAUAUAUAUACAAAAACAAUAUAACAAUAUAUAAUAUAUAAUAGUAAUAAUAACAAUAAUAAUCUACAAUAUAUAACAUACAAAAAACUGCAUUUUUUUCCUUUAGUGACUUUCUUGACAACGUAUUUAUUUAUUUAAUAUUUAUUAAUAUACAGUUUUUUACAAAUAUAUUAUGCAGAGGAAACAAUUUUUUCAUUAGAGGGACGUUUCAUUUUCUGUUUAUAGUUUGAAGGAAUCAUUUUUUCGAUGGAUAUAGACACUGUGUAUAAAAGUUUUGCGAAAGUCCAAAAAAGCUUAUAUCGAGACAUAACCAAUUAUCUUCAAAACAAAGAUGAAUCACUUGUUAUGAAAAAAUUACAAAUAUGUCCACAAAUUGUUCUCUACCAAGAUCCAUGUACAAAGGAAACAUUACUUCAUCAUGUCGCACGUUUUGGCACUCCUGCCAUUGCAAAACAUAUACUUUAUCUUUUUGCCAAUAUUAAUGCUCCAGAUAUUGUACAAAGAACACCACUUUAUCGUGCCGUUGAAUGCAAUACCGAAAUGGUGGAAUUUUUACUCAACAAUAGAGCCCGAAUUAAUGUUGUAUCACAAGGAAAGACAUUACUUCAACACGCCCUACAAUAUGGUUCAAUAGAUACCGUUUGUUUAAUUUUAAAUAAAAUGUUCAUCCAAUUUCAGAUAGACGGCAAUCUCAAACUUAUCGAUAAUGGAGAAAAAUGUUGGAAAAUUGUUGAAUUUCUCUUGAGUAAAGAAAUUGAAUGUUCGGCGAUAAAAUUUUCGAUUUUAUUAUUAUUUUUGCUACGGAAUGGAAGUGAGGAGAUAUUUCAGGAGACAUUGAGAAAUUGUGUUUUUAAUUUAGACGCGCAAUGUUCCUUUGGACACACACUACUCCACUGGGCUAUUCAACUAGACAAAUAUCAGCAUGUAAAGUGUCUAUUGGAUAUGGGAGCGGAUAUUAAUGCCGAAGGAUCGUGUGGAGUUAGUGCUUUGCAUCAUGCAGUGAGAAAGAAGAAUCCAAGUCUUGUCUCCUAUCUUCUGAGUCGUGGUGCAAAUGUUAAUAAAACAACUCGUGACGAUAAAUAUUCACCACUUCAUUAUGCACUGGUUGUGGACAAUGACGAAAUAAUUGAGACUCUCUUGCACGCCGGUGCUGAUAUUAAUGCAAAAUUCGGCUCACCUUUGGAGAAUUCAUCGGUUCUGAACUUGGUUUGCGGUUGUAGUUCAUUGAGGCAAAGAUUAUCGUUCUCAAUGAGUAAUUCAAUUGACGUGAAUUCUUUGUUCUCGGGAAGGAAUCUUGUUUUUAAUAAAGAGAGAAUUAAAUUUUUGAUUGAAAUGGGAGCUGAUAUUGAGGUCAGUGAGGAGAGUUAUAAUGGAAAUGAAUUGACGCCUUUGCAACGUGCUUGCGAAGCAGGACGAAUGGAUAUUGUUGAACUUUUAGUUUCUUAUGGAGCUGAUGUUCAAAGUAGAAAUAACGAUGGUAUGACGAUGAUUCAUCAUGCGGUGAUUGGAAUGAAUUUGGAUGUUGUUGAAUUUCUAUUGCAACGAGGUUUGGAUAUUAAUGCUCUGGAUCACUUUAAUCGUACUCCACUUUACUAUCUUGUGAAAUUACAUUCUAAUGAUGUCAUACCGAUGAUUGAAUUUUUAGUUGACAAUGGAGCUGAUGUGAAUGUUUAUAAUAAGAAAGAAUUCAGUCCAACAGCGGGUGCAGGCCCCCUUCACGUUGCCGUUAAACAAGAACAAUUGAACGUCAUCGAAUGCUUAUUACACUUUCAGGCUGACGUUACGGCUCUAAAUAAACAUCGAGAACGACCACUCGAGUCAAGUUAUUCCUAUACAGAUUUUAUAACAAGAAGAUCCGAGAUUUUAUUAGCAUUCAUGGCAUUAAAUAACAUUGAAGUUAGUAUCGAUGACGAGAAGAAUGAUAUGAAUAAUGAUAAUGAUGAUGAUGAUGACAACGAUCUUGAUGCAGAUCUGAACGAAGAGUCUCCAGCAACUUCAUGCAAUCGAAAUAUGUCAGUUUUCUUCUAUCGUAAAUGUCAAUUGGAAAUUGAUAAAAUGAAGCAAAAGAAAAUUUGCAACGAAAGAAAUAUAACUUUCUAUGAAUUUCUCGUGAAUGAUCUAAUGAAGGUGACAAUUUCUGCAAGAUACGAACAAAUUCUUGAGAUUCUUGACUUAAACAAAUAUCAACUUGAAUUUCCGUGUUAUUUCUUUUUAUUGAAGAAGCGAGUGGAAAGGGUUAGGAAUAUGCUUCAAAUACAAGACUCAGUGAUAUGUUUACUUGAAAACUAUUCGAAAAUUGAAUUGCCGAUAAUUAUUAUUGAUAAGAUAUUUGAAAAUCUAAGUGCUAGGGAUUUUAGAAAUUUAGGUCGAGUUCUGUUACGGUGAACAUAUUUUUGUGUAUUAUAAUAAUUUAUAAAAAAAAAUUGCUUUUAAAAAUACUUGUAACAAAAGUGGAGUAAAUUUAUUUAUUACUUAA